GCAAGGGAAGAUAUUUUAAAAAACUUGCUGUUGCAGUUCUCAUUCUGAGAAGUGAGAAUUGGAUAUGACCACAGGUAAUAGGAUAACAGGUUGUAUGCCACAGGUAACCUUAAGGUGUGUUGUAAAGAUUUAAUGGUUGAUAGGUUAACAAGGACUAUAUGCUGAGAAAAUAUCCUUUGUUCCUCAAAUUUAUUGCCUUGUAGUUGAGUUUAAGGGUGAUUUGGGAUAGAGGAAUUCUGUUCAGCUAGCUAUGCUCUAGUUCUUUCUCUUCCAGUUCUUUUCAUACUCAUGGAGUAUGAGGAAAUCCAAGAAAAAAUUAUUAUUGGGUAAUAUCUCUAUUAUACUGUUUGACAUGGGGCUUUUUCUUUAUUCCCAAUGACAAAGAUUGUUUUGUUCCCCGAUGUGUCCCUUUAGCUAGCUUUUACUCUUCCUAAUGAUGAGUAGAAAGAAAUUUCUGGCCCCUUAUCUUUCUGCCAAACUUGGGAGAUGGAAAUGCCGUAGGAAUAUUGAUUUGAGUGAAUGUAAUGCAUUUUUUUCUGUGUAUUUACAGAUGGGGCAUCAGUGGGUUUGGUUGGAUUCUGAACAAGACUAUCCCAAUGACUCUGAGUUGAGCAACGACUGCAGGUCUCUCUUCAGCUCAUGGGACUCCAGUCUGGAUCUUGAUGUGGGCAGCUGGAGGGAAACUGAGGAGCCAGGGACUGAGGAACUAGAGGAAAGCAGCCCAGAGAGAGAACCUAGUGAGCUGCUUGUGGGGGAUGGAAGCAGUAAAGAAUCUCAGGAAGAGGCAGAGCGAGUCAGCCGCCAGAACCUCCUCCACUUUCUCUCUGAGGUAGCUUAUUUAAUGGAGCCAUUGUGCAUUAGUAGCAAAGAAUCAAGUGAAGGCUGCGGCCCUCCAUCUGGUACCAGACAAGAGGGAAGGGAAAUUGAAGGUACUGAAGGAGAAGGGGAGCCCUUCAGAGAGCCUGAAGAGCUUUUAGCCAAGGUAGACCCCUUGGUAGCUGAGAAGAAGUCACUGGGAAAAAAUGGAAGGCUGGAGGUGGCUCCAGCUCCCUCAGAUAUUUGUGCAGUUCAGGGACUACCCACAAAGAGUGAAGAGGAGGAGGUUCGGCAAGAAUCCAAGGAGGAGGACCAGGGUGAAGGAUAUGUAUCAGAGAUGGAAGACCAGCCCUCUUCAAGUGAGUGUGAUGAUGGCUUCAGCAUUCAGGAGACUCCUCUGUUGGGUAUCCUUUUCAGUCGUGCUGCCUCCUCAAAGCUGUCUGAUCUAGGCCAGAGUGACCCUGUUCAGGAUCACUUGCUAUUUAAGAAGACUCUCCUGCCAGUCUGGAAGAUGAUUGCCAGCCACAGGUUCAGCAGUCCUUUUCUGAAGCCUGUAUCAGAAAGGCAGGCCCCAGGAUACAAGGAUGUGGUGAAAAGACCCAUGGACUUAACCAGCCUGAAGAGGAAUCUGUCUAAGGGACGGAUUCGCACCAUGGCUCAGUUUCAGAGGGACCUGAUGCUGAUGUUCCAAAAUGCUGUGAUGUACAAUGACUCUGAUCAUCAUGUGUACCAUAUGGCUGUGGAGAUGCAGCGAGAAGUUUUGGAGCAGAUUCAGGUGCUGAGUAUUUGGUUAGACAAAAGAAGAGACUUAAAUAGUCUGGAAUGAGAACCAGCCAACUCCAUGGAUGAUGAAAAACCUGUUUUAUUAACCUGGAGCUGCUACCCUGAGCUUUUCUGGAAUUCGGACCUCUCAUUGAGACUCUGACCCACAGAGGCUCCCAGUACUUGUUUACCACUUUUCAGUUGUCUUUUCUAAUAAGAAUAAUGCCUUAACUCACAAUCAUGGAGUCAAAGGUGCCUGUGUUCAUAAUAUAUAGAAAAUGGGGAAAGCUGAGAUUUGGGGUUGUGCCAUAAAUGUUGCCCACAUCUUUGUUCCAUAGGUUUAAUUUAGAGGUAACUAGAUUAAACCUCUUAUUACUGUUCUAUAAAUAAAUGUUAUUUCACAAGUCAAAGAUUGCUUCUUAAUGAUUACAGAAGAUCGGAAUAGAGGGGACAGUAUCAUCUGGUGAAAUGAGUAAGGUAUUUGACCUGGGUUUUCUUCC
Molecule: messenger RNA, 2078 nt
Organism: Diceros bicornis minor
Lineage: Eukaryota; Metazoa; Chordata; Mammalia; Perissodactyla; Rhinocerotidae
Product: bromodomain-containing protein 8-like
Exons: 7
Coding region: 434-1642 (402 amino acids)
Cellular component (GO): NuA4 histone acetyltransferase complex
Molecular function (GO): protein binding
Source: RefSeq, a predicted model, not a curated record